Molecule: messenger RNA, 2409 nt
Organism: Strigops habroptila (Kakapo)
Lineage: Eukaryota; Metazoa; Chordata; Aves; Psittaciformes; Psittacidae
Gene: BLOC1S6
Product: biogenesis of lysosomal organelles complex 1 subunit 6
Exons: 5
Coding region: 217-726 (169 amino acids)
Biological process (GO): intracellular transport
Cellular component (GO): extrinsic component of membrane; transport vesicle; BLOC-1 complex
Source: RefSeq, a predicted model, not a curated record
CAGUCGGGCUUCGUUUCCGCAUCCGGCCCUUCUAGUCAGCUGCGCGCUGGGGAGGCUCUAUGGUGAGGCGCCGGGCACAGGGGCGGGAGGCGCAGGGCUGCCCUGCUCGGUGAGGGCGGCUGGAGCCCCGCGGGGCCCUGCGCCGCCGCCUCCCGCCGCUGCGGGCUCGGCUCGGCCUCCUGCCCCGCGAGAGGGGUGUCGCGGGGAGCGGCAGCGAUGAGCGUCGCGGAGCGGCCUGAGGAGAUGGUGGUGGCGGCGGCCGCGGGGAGCCCCGGGCGCUCGCUGGAUCCUAGUGAUGUAUCUCCAGAUGAAGGGGUAGUAGAAGAUCUGCCUUUAAUAGGUGAGAAAGCUGUGGAGCAGCUGACUGAAGGACUGCUUUCUCAUUAUCUGCCUGAUCUUCAGCGAUCAAAGUCAGCACUACAGGAACUUACACAGAACCAAGUGGUAUUGUUGGAAACAUUAGAACAAGAAAUUUCAAAGUUCAAAGAGUGUAACUCCAUUCUUGAAAUCAAUGCUUUGUUUUUAGAAGCCAAACACUAUCACAACAAGUUGGUGAAUAUUAGAAAUGAAAUGAUGAUGCUCCAUGAGAAGACAUCAAAGUUAAAAAAAAGAGCACUGAAGCUGCAACAAAAGAGACAGAAGGAAGAACUAGAACGGGAACAGCAACGUGAGAAGGAACUUGAAAGAGAGAAGCAGUUAACAGCGAAACCUGCUAGGAGGACUUGAAAGCAGAGCAUGCAGCAAUCUGUCUGAAUUAAUAGUUUCUGGAUUUUCUGGAAUUAAGGCAGAUGCCCCUUAAAUGGGGCUAUAGCCGUUUCUAGCAACAAUCUACUCUCUAGUAUGAUAAAGUCAAGAAUGGUAAUAAUAGGGUUGGGUAACAUUCAAAUUUUUUCAUUUCAGCCAUUCAAGUUGCCUUCUUUUGUAAUGCUAUGCAGUUUGAUAUAUAAUGUAAGUUAAUUUUUUUAUAUAUGUAUGUAUAUAGGGGAACUUGGGCUUCACAGUUCCAAAUACCUAUCAAUUUCUUUCAUCUGUUCUUGUGUUUAGAAUUCUGAGAUACACUUGGUGAACUGGCACACGUGUUUUUCAGACAAAACACAGAAUACCAGUUAAAGUUCAGUUCUCGUCACUAGACUUCAGUAGCUGCCCAUUUCACAGUUGGGAUCUCUUUGGGUUCAUAAGUACUGACUCUUGGUGUAACCUCAGUUUGGUCUAUGUCUGAUGAACGGAAGAAAGUUCCAGUGUAUUUGCCUGAAAGCUCACUUCAUUGCAGCAGUCUGAAUUGGUGGUGGCAGGAAAGCAGACCACUACGGGUCUCAAAACUGAUGUGUGCACAACGCAAAGAUGAAUGAAUUUGUGCUUCCACAUACAUUUUAGUCAAACCAGGGAACUGAUACUUCCGUAGUGGUCCAACAGGAAGACUGUGCGGUCCAUGCAGAUUUCUGGAAAAUUAGAAGGUGUAGUUUCCUCAUUCUGCGUGACAAAAUACAACACAACCAAAAUGAAACAAUUUCCUCUUCACGUGAGUUUUGGUUACCUAUAGGAAAAACUACUGCAUUUAUUUUUUUCCCUAACCCGUGAUUCACUUGCACUUCAGGGCUGUGUGAGAGAAUUUCUGUUACACUGUCCUUGCCCACGUUGGUGAUCAGUAGUGUGUACUGAUGAUACAUGUGGAAUAAAGGCUGAUAACCUUUUCUCUGAAUGUAAUUGCUCUCUUGCAGCACUUGGUGUGAACUCUCAUUCAAAUGAAAAUACGUGUUGUCUAGACUGGUGAAAUAGCUUUAAACUAUUGGUUCCUACAGUCUAGGAAACUACUUAUUUUAUAUCUGUGUUAUUUUUUAAGUAGUACUGUAUAAUUGGUGUGUUUUGAAGUAAGAUGCAGGGUAACCUAUGUAAACUUUUCCAUAAGAUCUCUAUAGUGAGGUAUCAGAGGGGCUCAGUCAAUUUUACUUUCUUACACAGUGUGCACCUGGUUGGACUCUUCUGUAUUGCAAAUUUUCUGAACAACUUAUUUCCUGUUCUUGUCAUCUUUUCCUGUGAAAGACAUACUCUACUGAGUAAUCAUCCAACAGGCAAGAUAAACUGGGAUAAUGUUUUGGAGCAAGGAGAACAAACGAAGUAGUCUGAAGAGACACUGAGAUGCUGUUACUGGAGCAGUAAUAGAGUAAAAUUUUUCACAGGUACUUUGCCUUUAAGUUGACUUGUGUCUGUUCAUUGCCAGUGGAUUGUUGACCUGUGCUGUGGUGUGUAUUUCUGAGACAAAUGUAAAGAAUUUCUUUUUGGAGCGGAAUGUACAUAACUAAAUGUUGUUUAGAUAUUUUAUAAUGUAAUUUCAAAACUAGAUUCUGGGAAUUUAAACAGUUCCUAUUAAAGCACAACAUGAAACUGGAUGCCUCAGUAUCCAAAUUGGGA